UUGUUUGGACUCUGUCAGGCUGCGAGAACCGUGAACAUUGAAGGGACUCACACAGUGCCUUUGGCUCUAAUGUCUGGUUCAAUUUUGUGAAAUUCGUCGUGUUACUCGAAGAUACCUCUUCUAUAUAGAUCGUGCAACGUUAGUACAUGGAAUCGAGGGCAUGUUGCAUUGUAUCGUCAUAUCCUUAGAGCAUAUUGGUACUAACCACUAGCCAUUCUUCUCACGUCAUCAAGCCAUCCAGACUCGGCCAGUUUCAGCUUCAGCUGCGACGAGAGUCUAUCGUACUCGCCUGACUGGAUGAGGUUCGUUUGUAUCUUCACUUUGAGCUGUUCUGGGUCCAUUUCUCUGGUCUGUUUGUCUGUUUGUCUGUUUGUCUGUUUGUCUGUUUGUCCGUGUGUGAUCAACUUUCUCGGGGAAGUGAUUUUUUCGCAGCUGAGUGCUUUGUGCUUGCUCCUUAUACCUUGACAUAUAACUAAUGAUACUAAAGCCUCAACAGCUGAGCCAAAUUCAAAGGGUUUCCAAGCGUCUUUUGAGCAUGCCAGCGAGUAAAGGAUCACCAAGCAAUGCAAAGAUUCUUAGCAUUGAACCUCUGCCAACGCAGGAUGCCAAAUGGACCAAGUUAGAGAAGAUCACGUAUCAGGACCCAGCUGGCAAGGCUCGUCUCUGGGAGUGUGCGAGUCGUACUACAAGACCAGAGGGGUCUGAGGUUGAUGCUGUGGCAAUAGUGGCCAUCAUCGACAAGCCAGAAGGCCCUGAAAUCGUCCUUGAGAAGCAGUUCAGGCCACCAACGUGCGGCGUGUGUAUCGAGAUGCCUGCCGGGUUGGUUGAUCCCAACGAAUCCGUGGAAACCACUGCGAUCAGAGAGCUGAAGGAGGAAACCGGCUACCAUGGGACGGUGCUAUCCAAGAGCAUGGUGAUCUACACGGAUCCCGGCUUCUGUAACACCAAUUUGAACCUGAUCACUGUGAAGAUUGACCUUGAAGACGAGAGAAAUAAGAAUCCAGUGCCACAGCUGGAAGAUGGCGAAUUCAUCGAGAUCUUUACUGUGCCAAUGGCAACUCUUAGCGAACAACUUGAACAGUUGCACAGAGAAGGUUAUAAGAUUGAUUCAAGGGUUCAAAACGUCGCUACUGGCAUCAAGAUUGCACAACAGUUCAAAUUGUAGUGGCGCAACAGGGAAACCAGCCACCAAAGAAGGGAGAACACAUUAUACUACCAAAUACAGCACUUUACAUACGGGUCUAUCAAGGCGUAUGAUGUAGCUCUCUUUAGAGGAAAUAGUGUUGAUAUCUGGUGAUAAUUAGGUAUGGGGUCGUAAACAUCCAAACACCAUCUGAUGGAGGCUAUUAUCGACCGGGUAACCGCUUCGGCUUCAUCGGGCAGAAAAAAAAAUAUCGACACUUGCAGGGUUCGAACCUGCGCGGGAAAUCCCAAAAGAUCACUCGAAUAGAUUCAAGUCUUUCGCCUUAACCACUCGGCCAAAGUGCC
Molecule: messenger RNA, 1488 nt
Organism: Williopsis jadinii
Lineage: Eukaryota; Fungi; Ascomycota; Saccharomycetes; Phaffomycetales; Wickerhamomycetaceae
Gene: YSA1
Product: ADP-ribose diphosphatase
Exons: 1
Coding region: 476-1165 (229 amino acids)
Biological process (GO): ribose phosphate metabolic process; nucleoside phosphate metabolic process
Cellular component (GO): cytosol; nucleus
Molecular function (GO): ADP-ribose diphosphatase activity
Source: RefSeq, a predicted model, not a curated record